UCUACACACAUGUGGAAGCCAUUGGUGUUGUUUAUAAUGGCAUGACACUUGAUUCUUCUUCAACAUUGAAUGAAGCUGGACUAACUCACGAAUGUACGUUAUCAUUAACGUAUCUCUCGGAACACGACACCGUACAAAACACAGGAUCCGCAGUGGGCACCGUAGCUGGAGAGCGGGAAAUAGAAGGACCUAUGGAUGUUACUGAUCAAAGUCAGGCCAGGCCUGGGCACGUCAUGCAGAGUCGCGUAUGCAAAGCGAUGAACACAAAGACAAGGAUCCACGGCAUCAGGGAAGAGAGGACAGUAUCAGGGACAGCACAGAACUCAACUGAACGCAUGGUCACGUCCCGACUAAUAAAUAUGCCCGGACAAUCAACUGCUCUGGCAACAGAUGUCAUGAUGCCUGUUGAAACGAAUGCAGCCACUGCAACAUCUACAACUCGACAGAAUCCCUGGCGAUUCCCAAAUCCUCCUCCGAACGCGAACCAGCAAGUCUCAAACACUGAAAUGUCGUUAGUUCAUCAAAUUCCGCAAACAACAGUGCCAUUCGAACCCGACAGUGGUGACAAUGGUGGACAGAGAGGGUACUUUAGAUAUAGGUCUGAGUGUGAACUUUGGCUACCACAGCCUUCAGACGCACCUUCGUCCUUACCCUUAAUUCAUCGAAGUCACUCCGACUACAAUAUGACAUGUAAUGCUAUUCCCGGUCCCAUGUCAUCUUCAUUAUCUCUGCCGUCAUUGCUACAGGAUCCCAUCGAUGCCGUUCCAGAUCGUAUUCUCGACGAUCUUGCUGGGAGGUUGGGAAACGACUGGUAUACACUUGGACUUCGGCUUGGAUUGGAGACACACCAUCUGGACGCAAUCAAGCAUGAUGAGAGAGAUGAUCUCAGGAACCAAGCUUACCAAAUGCUGUGCCGGUGGAAGAAAACAAGGGGGAAACAUGCCACCCUGGAAACACUGUGUGCAAGGUUAAGAGAGUGUGAACUCGCAGCCCACGCAGAUUCUAUUGAAGAAUGGAAUACCAAUGUUUCAAAUCAAAGAAGUAUAAGAAACUAGAAAAUAUGCUUCCUGCAUAACUGGUCGUCACAGGUUUUGUUACAGUCCUGAAAUUGUAACCAAAUUAUGCAAAGAAAAGCGCCCUAAGCUUGCGAUCCUUCAUGGAUUUAAAUAAGGGACCAAUGUUUAUGUGGGAGUUUGUAUGUAUUUUGUACUUUGUAAUGAACUGAGAGAAACCAACUGGUUUGGAAAUGUAUAUUUAUGACGAAACAAGAGACUUGAAAAAUACAUUUUCUUGUUGGAUGUAAAUAUCUUUAAAUGAUUCAAAAUAUAUAUUGAAUUAAAUAUUUUUUGGCAAAUGUCCGUUAUCAAUUAGACAUAAAGAACGUGUAAAGUAAAUUGGUGAUCAUUGAUCGUUUGCUGAUAUGGAAUUCUAGGAGAAGUGGUCAAUACAAUAGGGGCGGUGGGGUAGCCCCGUGGUUAAAGCGUUCGCUCGUCACGCUGAAGACCCGGGUUCGAUUCCCCAGAUUGCUGGAAUAUUGCUAAAAGCGGCGUAAAACCACACUCACUAUAUAUACAAUAAGGGACAAAAGAUACUGUCCAUUGUUUAUGGUACUUCAGUACUGAUCACUGUUCUUUGCUUGUUCAGUAGGACUGUCCUGAGGAUGUUCAAUCCUUCUGUUUCCUCUGUUGCUAUGGAAACCUAGCUGAUCAAGACAACUUCGAAUGCCAAAUAUUGUAAAUGUUCUAAACAAAAUCACUCACACCCGAGUUUAUUACACUCCGCAAGUAUUAUGGAAAACACAUAUGACAAUUAGAGGUGCAAUUCUAAACAACUGUCGAAUUUUAAUCACAUACAACAAAUUUAUCUUUUUGCAAUUUAGUAUCAAUCUGCUCCAACAAUUUCAGUGUGGAAAGUUCAGCAUCAAAUUCAAUUUACUCCUGAAGAAUUUAAACUAGAAAAUAUGCUUCCUGCAUAAAUGGUCGUUACAGGUUUUGUUACAGUCCUGAAAUUGUAUCCAAAUUAUGCAAAGAAAAGUGAAUGUUUUGGCUGCGCCGUAAGCUUGCGAUCCUUUAUAGAUUUGAAUAACGAUUUAAAUAACGGACCAAUGUUUGUGUAUUUUUCUUGACAAUUGUUGCUUUGUAUUCGAUAAUAGAAAACAAAAUUUCAUCUGAAUUACAGAAUUAAUAUAUUUUCAGUGUUUUAGGAUUCUGUGAAUUUCCAGUUGGUUACAGCUGUCAGAAUUCCUUAGGGUUUCUAUGGUAACAGGUGCCAGUAUUUUCUGACGGUUAGAGUUUUCCUGAUUCUAUGAGAUGAGACUCCUUAAAGUAAAACUGCCAUAAUCAUAAGCAUUUAUGUGGACUCGGUACUCCAGGGGCGGAUACAGCUUUUUGAGAAAGGGGGGUUGCACACUAUUGAGAAAAGGGAGGGUGCACACUUCAUUUUCACCAGAGUUUCAAUGGUCAUUUAAUAAACUUUCAGGACAAAAGGGGGGGGUGCGCACCCCUGUACCCCUGCACCCCCCCUCUGGAUCCGCCUAUGUACUCGUACUGCUGUCAGUCGCUCUUCAAUGAACUUCGCCGGCUGGCCCUCGAGGACCAAAAACUCAAACAUAUCCAUUUCUGCCGUUUCAAUUGGAGUACAUGUGAUUAGAUGUCACGUGACCGUACACUAGCGAAAUGUGCAUCUGAGUAUUACGUUUAUGUGAAUGACAUGAACAAUUGUUCAAUAACAUACAGUUAUUAUUAUCGUGGACAUAUCAGAAGUAUAUUUUAGGCUCAAGAAUUUUGAUAGCCCCCGCGUACUUUCGAUACGUGUUUGGCAUUCACAUUGUCUUGAGAUACACAGCCUCCAGUUUCCCUGCGGCUUAUAUAAAAUGAAAAGUCAAGUCGCAGUUGCAAAUUAUGUUUGUAUGUGAUAGUUAUGAAAAUGUAGUUUAUUACAUAGACCAUGGUAGACCGAGCUGUCAUUCGAAAACAUUCAACGGAACGUUCUGUGGUCUAAGGGAGACAACUCCAUGUUAUUUUUUAGAACAGCUGAUCAAUUGGCUCAGUUCAUAUGCACAUUGUGUCGUUAUAGGCUGGUGUAAUUUGUGUAUCGUUUUGUUUACGGACGAAAUGACACAAACAGAUAUAAUGUUAGCAAGUUAUAAUUUAUACGUGUAAGUAUAACUUGUAGUAAUUCCGGACUUGGCGGUUGAAGAUAAGAAUUUACGCCUGAUAAUCUAUGAAUGAAGUAAAGGCAAAGUUAUGCUGAAAUCCAAACGAAGAGUGAGUGAGUUGGGUUCUACGCCGCUUUUAGCAAUAUUCCAGCAAUAUCACCGCGGGUCUUACCAAAGAACAUCUCUAACAGUUAUAAAAAAUGCCUCCCAAUCAACAUGUCAUACACAGUGUGUUUUUACGUUUAUACCUCCAUGAACGCAAUAAAAAUAUAAUGGAAGUCA
Messenger RNA from Haliotis rubra (blacklip abalone), 3439 nucleotides. RefSeq lists its product as uncharacterized. The coding region runs from base 42 to 1055 and encodes 337 amino acids. Lineage: Eukaryota; Metazoa; Mollusca; Gastropoda; Lepetellida; Haliotidae. The record is from RefSeq and is a predicted model, not a curated record. The transcript has 3 exons. Gene Ontology annotation, molecular function: protein binding. Gene Ontology annotation, biological process: signal transduction.